UUCAAAUGGUUCAAGUACGCUUUGAAAGACUGGAUUUCUGUAAUUCGCCAUGACUUCAACGUGCGUUUAAAACGAGGUCCGACGCUGACCGUCAUCAGACCGCACCAGUGCUGCACCACCUGGCGCUCAAAUUAUAACAACCGGGGUCCUAUUUCCACAUCUUUCUUAGCUGCGAUGAGUACGCAGAUCUUGAUUCUUGGCAGCGGAGGUAGAGAACACGCUCUAGCUUGGAAGCUAGCACAGUCAGAUCAAGUAAAACAUAUCUUCGUAUGUCCCGGUAAUCCAGGAACUGCGAAAAAUCAAAAAACUUCAAAUCUUGAUCUUCCUCUCAUCUAUCCGUACAAAGAUCUAGUAGAUCAUGCCAUCAACAACAAGAUCAACCUCGUAGUCCCAGGACCAGAGGACCCUCUCGUUCUUGGCGUAGAAAAAUGCUUUCGUGACGUCGGCAUACCCGUCUUCGGUCCCACCCAGCUUGCAGCUAGGAUGGAAGGCUCAAAAGCCUUCUCAAAGGCCUUCAUGCACCGUCACGCUAUACCCACCGCUAAAUUUAAAAUAUUCUCUUCUUCUCAACUUCAGGAUGCCAUACAAUACGUUCAGACUUGCGGUCACUCUGUCGUUCUAAAGGCCAGUGGCCUCGCAGGCGGAAAGGGUGUCCUCAUCCCGUCAUCUAUCGAAGAAGCCCUUCAAGGCCUGCGAUCUAUCAUGGUAGACAAUGCCUUCGGCUCAGCAGGCGACGAGGUUGUGAUCGAGGAACUCCUCGAAGGUCCCGAAAUCUCUGUCCUCGCGUUUUCUGAUGGGUACACGAUCGUUCCCCUUCCAGCCGCGCAAGAUCACAAGCGCAUCGGCGAAGGAGACACCGGCCUUAAUACAGGUGGUAUGGGCGCCUAUGCCCCUGCCCCUGUCGCAACCCCCGCGAUCAUGCACCGUAUCAUGACCGAGAGUCUACGUCCCACUAUCGAUGGCAUGCGCAAGGAAGGAUUCCCUUUCGUCGGCCUCCUUUUCACAGGUUUCAUGCUUACUGCCGACGGACCCAAGGUCCUUGAGUACAACGUCCGUUUCGGGGACCCCGAAACCGAGGCCCUCAUGAUGCUCCUGCGCGAUGAUGUCGAUCUUGCUGCAGUCCUUCUCGCGUGCGCAGAGCGUCACCUCGAUUCAGUCCAGAUCAACACCCGCUUAGGCUUCUCAGUCUCUGUUAUUCUCGUUUCAGGGGGAUACCCCGGGAACUAUACCAAGGGGAAGCUAAUUCAAGUGGGCGAUAUCCCAUCUGAUGUCGUCGUGUUUCAUUGCGGAACAUCAAUGAACGGAAAUGAUCUGGUCACAUCAGGUGGCCGUGUCAUGGCAGUGACAUGCUCUGCACCAACCCUGGAACGAGCCCUUGCACAAGUUUAUGCGGCUGUGGAAGAAAUCUCGUUCGAGGGCAAGUUCUACAGGCGAGACAUUGCACACAGAGCACUGGCGGCGAGUCAAGCUCCAUCAAACGGCCUGACAUAUGCGCAGGCCGGAGUUUCCGUAGAUGCCGGAAACGCGCUCGUCGAAGCCAUCAAGCCACACGUGCGCGCCACAAAGCGCUCUGGUGCUGAUGUAGAAAUAGGGGGUUUUGGAGGUAUAUUUGACCUCAAAGCCACCGGCUACAAGGAUCCCGUGCUGGUUAGCGGGACAGAUGGCGUGGGCACGAAACUUCGUGUCGCCGUCGAUGCUGGUAUUCACCAUCUUGUCGGAAUCGACCUGGUUGCAAUGUCAGUCAACGACCUGCUAGUGCAGGGCGCCGAACCGCUUUAUUUCCUCGACUAUUACGGCUGCAGCAAACUAGACGUCGCUACUGCUGCGGAAGUUAUCAAGGGUAUCGCACAGGGCUGUCAGCAAGCUGGCUGUGCCUUGAUCGGUGGAGAAACGGCAGAGAUGCCAGGGAUGUACCAAGACGGCGAUUACGACCUCGCAGGCUUCGCAGUAGGCGCGGUCGAGCGCACUUCGAUUCUUCCUCGUUCGGAUAUCAUGCCAGGGGACAUCCUCCUCGGCAUCGCUUCUUCUGGAUUACACUCGAACGGGUUCUCACUCGUUCGAAAAGUCAUCGAGAUGACAGGCCUGUCAUAUGCUUCGGCAUGCCCGUGGGAUGAUCAAAAGACUCUCGCGCUCAGUCUUCUGGAGCCAACUAGGAUCUACAUCAAGCAGGUCCUCCCAGCUGUACACCAAGGACUCUUAAAAGGCAUGUCGCACAUCACAGGAGGUGGCUUCAUCGAGAACAUCCCGCGGGUUCUACCAAAAGGAAUGGGCGCCUACCUCGAUGCAUCGACUUGGCAGCUCCCUCCUGUGUUCCGGUUCCUGAUGCUGCAGGGUGGCAUCGCACCCUUGGAAAUGGCUCGCACGUUCAAUAAUGGUAUUGGGUUGGUGCUUAUCGUCGGGCGGGAGGAUGCGGAGAGGGCUGUGGAGGUCUUACGGGGGACUCCUGGCGCUGAUGUGUACCGCAUUGGUGAGGUCACGGAUAGAAGUGGAGUUGAAAUGAGGAAUUUGGAGCAUUGGAGUCAUCAAUAGCGGAACGCUUGGUUGUAUGUAUCGCCAAAAUGUUUCGGCUGAAAUUAUCAUCGUUAGAGAUUGACCAGAUGUGCCG
This is a messenger RNA of Suillus paluster, 2605 nucleotides long. Its product is annotated as phosphoribosylglycinamide synthetase. The transcript has 10 exons. Gene Ontology annotation, molecular function: phosphoribosylformylglycinamidine cyclo-ligase activity; phosphoribosylamine-glycine ligase activity; ATP binding. Gene Ontology annotation, biological process: adenine biosynthetic process; 'de novo' IMP biosynthetic process. Gene Ontology annotation, cellular component: cytosol. The record is from RefSeq and is a predicted model, not a curated record. Bases 175 to 2529 code for a protein of 784 amino acids. Lineage: Eukaryota; Fungi; Basidiomycota; Agaricomycetes; Boletales; Suillaceae.